Magallana angulata is the source of this 1939-nucleotide messenger RNA. RefSeq lists its product as uncharacterized. The record is from RefSeq and is a predicted model, not a curated record. The coding region runs from base 228 to 653 and encodes 141 amino acids. The transcript has 4 exons. NCBI's taxonomy places the organism in Eukaryota, Metazoa, Mollusca, Bivalvia, Ostreida, Ostreidae.
GAUGUUAAAUUCACACCUUUGAUUUGUAUUUGAUCGUUCUGGAUUAUCAUAUAUCUACUCUGAGUGACCAUACUUCCUACACUAUUAUUAAUGAAAAGGUGACUUUAAAAUUAAAAAAUUGAAUGCCUAUUCUGGCGGAAUCAAGAUUACAUGGACUGGCAAAUUUACUGACAACAUAAUAACAUGGCGCAAUACUGUGUAUAGUGCACAGAUUAAAGAUAAUAAGGAUGUCAGACUGUGAGUGUGAUUUCAGCGACUGUGAUUGUGAUUGCGGAGGUUGCAACGAUUGUUGCGGGGAUGAUCAAGAUUGUUGUGGAUGCUGUAACGAUGACACCGGAAAUGAUCAAACUAAUGUUGAAGGACAAAGGGGAGAUAACCAAGGCUGUUGGUUUUGUGUCAUAAUGACGGACGAGGAUUGCGAUUGCUGUGAUAAUGAGCGCCGGAGACGCAGACGUUAUGAACAACGACGUCAGAACGAGGCUCAAAACUGUCAACUACAACGUUAUGAACAAAAUGACCAGAACGAGGCUCAAAAUGGUCAACCUGACAUGCAGACGACACAGACUGAUCCAAACAAUCAACCGGUGAUCUCAACUCAGCCCCCAUCUUACGAUGAGGCAACCAGUGAUGCGGUUACAUCCCAGCCAGUUUGAAGAAUUAAAAAUCGGAAUAAAAAACGGUAUAUGGGACUUACAAGUCGUAUUUAAUGAAUUCUUUGGAAUAGUUAUACCGUGCAUGAAAGAGAAAGACUGGAAAAUGGAUUCUAUGGUCAUACUAAUUAAAUUAGUACACUCUGUCUCGAGUUUUUGCUUUCAUCACUUUUCGCUUAAUAUUUCGAUAAUGAUAAAUCCCUUUGUGCUAAACUACAUUCAUCCACUAAUAUGAAAAAUGUCCAAAUUAUCUGUUUUAAAACGCUCCCUCUGCCGCUUCAGGUUUCAAUACACAUCCCAAAAUAGAAAGUCUACGGGGAUUUUGCAUUGCAUACGCCGUUAAUAAGCCCGGAUGAUAACGUUGAAAAAUAUUACGCGAGGUGUCCCGAGUUCUUCCGAAUGGAGAAAAGAUGUAGACAUUUCCCAUUAUAAAUCUCCGUCAGAAAUUUGUUUUCGUUCCUGUGAACUUUUAUGAGUGAAAAAUGAUAAUUUGUCAAUGAAGAUAUCUUGGAUAUUUUCCGUUUCGUCAAUUUCAACUGUACUUCUUUCACAGGUAUGUGUAUUUUUAUUAAAAAUCACCAAAAAGUGAUGGAAGCAAUAACUUGGGACAAACUAUAGUAUAGGGGGAAGUAAAUCUAGGUCUGUGAAGUAGUUUGAAAUCUAGAUAGUGUUGAAGGUGUCCUGUCUGGCUUUCUUUCCUGUGAUUUUAUCAACGACUUUGUGAAAUGGUACUAUUAGACAUAUAUUACUAUAUAAUUCAACAUUUUAUGUUACAUGGUGCUUUAUCAUUGUACAUGUGUGUGUGUGUGUGUGUCAUUUUUAAAAUGCGUUACUGUGACGUUCAUUUAUACAUUCACCUACUUUAAAUUUUCUGUACAUGUAUACAUUAUAAAUACAAUGUAUCUUUUGAUACGCGGUAGUAGAACAUUGAUGAAAAAUUUAAUGUUGUGACAUUUUUUAUUACUGUGCUUGGCUUUUUAAUUUUUUCCCAUAUAUAUAUUUGGUAUUACAGUAUAGCAGCUACAAUGGAGACAGCUACCUUUUGUACACAUUCCUAUCCACAUAUACAAUGUACGUGUUUUUAGAAAAAUGUACGCCAUAAAUUUAUAUUUUUAUUGUAUAAAUUCAUUUUUGGGCGUUGAUUUUAAUCAACUCUCUUAUGCAGUUACUCAGGCAAACCGAAAGUGAAACAGUGUUUGGACCUAAGCACAAAUCAACACCGCUAGCUGACAUCAUUUAGUUCUAAUCAAUAAAUUCGAUGUAAUGAGUUCUUAAGCAUUGUUUUUCAA